AUGGCGUCCAAGGCCACCACUAGCCACCCCCUGGCUCCUCCAUUGGUUCUGGUGGUGGAUAAAGUUGCUCCUGCCACUCUCCAGGAUCCGUCACUUGACACUGGAGUAAACAGGGCGUGCAGGAUGCUGGCGCGUGUUGAACCUCUACUCGGGGUGUACUCAGACCUAGUGCGGUACUACCUGGCUGUGUCUCUUGGGGUACAUAGGAGCACAGGAAAACUGUUGUCUGUCCUGGCUAGCAUCUUCACUGAGCUUGCUCAGAAGGGCUUCUGCCUGCCUCAGGAGCUGAUGGCUGCUGGAGAUGGUGCCACAGAGUUUCAUGAUUUUGAGAACGGUGGUAUUGGAGAGGGUGACGGCACCAAAGACGUCAGUGACAAAAUUGAGAAUGAAGAUCAAGUUGAGGACAACUUUCAGGAGGGUCAGGAGAAAGAAGACGAGCAGGACAAGGAGAACAUCAAGUCAGAAGACAAUGCCAUUGAAAUGUCAGAAGACUUUAAUGGCCAAAUGCACGAUGGCGAUGAAAAUAAAUCAGAUGACGAUGAGGAUUCAUCUAAAGAGGAUGAAGAGGAACUGGACAAAAAGAUGGGAGACCUGGGAGAGGGUCAGACAGAUGCUCUGGAUGAAAGAAUGUGGGGAGAUGAUGAUGAAGAGGAAGAAGGAAGUGAGGAGGAGGAGUCUGGACAAGGCAUGGAUCAGGGUGAAUCAGAGCUGGUUGCCAAAGACGAUAACUUGGACAAGGAGGACUCCAAAAAAGACAAGAAAAACCAGGACAAAGAUGAACAAACUUGUGAAGACGAGAAAGAGAAGAUUCAUGAACAAGGAGAUGAGAGGGAGUUUGAUGAGAAUGAGGUGGACCCAUAUCAUGGUGAACAAGACAAAAGACAAGAACCUGAAGCCAUGGAGCUGCCUGAGGACCUCAACCUGGACCAGGAUGAAGCUGGAGAUGAUGACGAGGCUGAUGAUGGUGAAGAGAAUCCAUUAGACAUCGAUGAAACCAUGAACCAAGAAACAACGGAGAAAGAAGAGAUAAAUGGAGGGGAGGAGGAACAGGUAGAGGAGAUGGAGGAGAACCAGCCUGAAGAGAAAAAUAACCAACCUGAAAUGAAGGAAGAGGAGGAAGAGGAAGGAGGAGGUUGUAAAAAUGAAGAAAAUGAGGGAGAGGAGGAGAGAGAAGGAGAAAAAGAGGAAGAGGAGGAUGUGACGGCACCAAAUGACUCACAAGAAACAUCAGAGAAAGAGGCUGAUGGUAAAGAUGAGGAUGACGAGCAGCUCGACUCAGCUGAGAGGAAGAGUCACAACACAGACGGUCAAACUGGAGAGGAGAACGUUCAGUGUGACUCAGCUGUGGAGCUCGCAGGGGAGGCGUCAGAGAGAGACGAUGCUAAAGAGGAGCAUGGCAGUGGAGCGGCUGAUGCCAGCCAGUCAGAAGGUCAUGAGUCAAAGCUGAUGGCUAAGGUGGCUUCACAAACACAGACUCAGAGCAAAACUCAGAGCUUCAAGAGAAAACCGGGCCAAGCCGAUAAUGAGCGCUCGACAGGUGACCAUAACGAGCGUGUUAACAAGCGCCUGCGCACGGUGGAUAACCGGGAGGAGCGCACAGGGAACAAGCAGAGUGAGACCCAGCUGGAGUCUGAUCUGUACGAACACAUCAGACAGCAGGACAUGGCCUACGACACGCAGACCUACGAUGUUGCCAGUGCAGACCAACAAAAACCAGCAGGGACUCAACAAAACCAGAAUGAAGAUGAGGACGACGCCAUGGAAACAGAGGAGCAGGAGAAGGAGCUGGAAGCUGCUGAAGUCGCGGAGUUGCAGCCUGAUCAACUGGACUCUUCCAAGCACUCACAGAAAGCUGUGGAUAGUGGUGAAAUGGAGAUGAAGAGGCAGGCAGAGGAAGAGGAAGAAAAGCGACGUAAAGACCAACCACAGGCCAGAGAAGAAGAGCAGCGAGAGAGGAGCACAGAAUCCACAGUUCAUACAGCUCCUCAGCUGCUGCUGGACUCCAUGCAGAAGGCUGACAGGAACCCUGAAGAGCUGAGGAGGGAGAUGGAGCUCCAGCUGGAGACCUGGAACAAACUGGCCCCAGGAACCCUGGAGGAGGAGACGGCAGCGUCCUCCAUGUGGCAUCAGUACCAGGCUCUGACUUCAGCUCUGUCCCAGCAGCUCUGUGAGCAGCUCCGCCUCAUCCUGGAGCCCACUCAGGCCACCAAACUGAAAGGGGAUUACCGCACAGGGAAGCGUCUGAACAUGAGGAAGGUCAUUCCUUACAUCGCCAGUCAGUUCCGCAAAGACAAGAUCUGGUUAAGGAGGACCAAGCCCAGCAAGAGGGAGUACCAAAUCUGUCUGGCUGUGGACGACUCCUCCAGCAUGGUGGACAACCACUCCAAACAGCUGGCGUUUGAAUCUCUGUCAGUGAUCGUCAACGCUCUCACCCUGCUGGAGGUCGGACAGGUGUCUGUGUGCAGCUUUGGUGAGCAGGUGCAGCUGCUGCAUCCCUUCCAGCAGCAGUUCAACGAUGCGUCGGGGGCUCGGAUCCUCAGACUCUGUCAGUUCCAGCAGAAGAAGACCAGAAUAGCUCAG
Molecule: messenger RNA, 2580 nt
Organism: Nematolebias whitei (Rio pearlfish)
Lineage: Eukaryota; Metazoa; Chordata; Actinopteri; Cyprinodontiformes; Rivulidae
Product: midasin
Biological process (GO): ribosomal large subunit assembly; rRNA processing
Cellular component (GO): preribosome, large subunit precursor
Source: RefSeq, a predicted model, not a curated record